AGCCAAGGAGGGCAUGCAGGCAGCCUCACUGCACGGAGCAGGCCCUUCCCCUCUCACUGGCCACCGCUGCUCCCCCCUGCACACAUGGCGGUGGCUGUGCCGGCUUCCCCACUGCUGGGAGCCGAGGUGGGCGAGCAGAGCAGGCUCCUCACCACUUGCUGCCUUGGCCACCACUUGCUGCUGCUCCACCACCCCCAUGGUGUGGCCCAGCAGGAGGCUGGAGCCCAGCGGUUUGUGGUGGAUCUGGGCAAAGACCAGGACAACCUAGUGCUUCGCUUCAAUCCACACUUUAACAGCCUUGGGGAUAUGAACACCAUUGUCUGGAACUCCAAGCAAGAUGGGAUAUGGGGAGAAAAGCAAGAAGCAGAAAUCGCUUUCCACCCAGGGGACAAAAUUAAGGUCUGCUUCACCUUUGGUACUUCUGGGGUGCAAGUGAACAUGUUCCCUCUUGAGAUGGUGCAAGUGGCAGAAAGUUACCUAAUGAGAUUGAAAAAGCAAGGAAUUGAUGCAAAAUAUGAUCGUUUGCUGCGGGACGUGGAGCUUAUCUUCCCCAACCGACUGGGCCUAAAAGCCAUCGAGUAUCUGUCUGUUCAGGGAAGCAUCAAAAUAGGAGGUCUGAAAUUUACCUUAGUAUGUGGUUGAAUAAAGUCAAUUGUGUUCCUCAAACCA
This is a messenger RNA of Hemicordylus capensis (graceful crag lizard), 669 nucleotides long. Its product is annotated as 16 kDa beta-galactoside-binding lectin-like. The record is from RefSeq and is a predicted model, not a curated record. Gene Ontology annotation, molecular function: carbohydrate binding; laminin binding. The transcript is spliced from 3 exons. The coding region runs from base 85 to 642 and encodes 185 amino acids. NCBI's taxonomy places the organism in Eukaryota, Metazoa, Chordata, Lepidosauria, Squamata, Cordylidae.